Klebsormidium nitens is the source of this 1425-nucleotide messenger RNA. NCBI's taxonomy places the organism in Eukaryota, Viridiplantae, Streptophyta, Klebsormidiophyceae, Klebsormidiales, Klebsormidiaceae. The record is from the annotation of a GenBank genome assembly.
AUGGCGAGCCAACAGGCGACCGACGAGAAGCGCCAGAAGACCGACACUCCUCCGGGCGCUACAGAAAGGCCCCAACAGACGGACCCCGGGCACAUUGGCACCCAAGAACAGGGCCUGCGGCGCAAGCAGCUCCCCGAGAGCUUCGCAUCCCACGGGGAAGGGCCCCGGGCGAAGGAGGCGCGCGCGCACACUUUGGGCGGCAUGGAGCAGCUACGCGAGGAGAGCGCGCCCACGAUCGCCACGUCAGCGGGGCGUCAGCAGGCUGAGGUGGGCGAGUCGGACGAGGACGCGCGCGCGCGCUUCCAGGAGCACCGGGCGCAGAAGCGGCGGGGGGGCAAGCCGCAGGCGCCGCUGUCCCCCCGUAGGGGGCCCAGCCUGUCCGAGGAGCUACACAAGGAGUUCGCCAAGCGCGGAGAGGACAGCGUCACCAUCGGAGAGGCGCUCGAGGCCGCGGGCCACGCGCGCGGAGACAAGCCCGUCGACGCGAGCGACGCGAGCGCCAUCCAGAGCGCAGUGGCAAGGGCGACCUCGGGAGUCCAGAUCAGCAGUGAUCUGGCCGCCGAAGCAGAAAAGGCGGCGACCGAGAACGAGCGGAAGCUGAUCUUUGAGACGGACGGAACGGUGACAUACGAGGGGACGCCCCACAGACUAGGGGAGGUUCUCAAGGACGCGGCCCGGCGGCUGCCGAUGGACAAGCCCGCGACGGGCGAAGACGCGCGGCGCGUGCAGAGCGCGGAGCAGCGCAACGAUCCGUUCCACGUGUCGCACGCGCGCGGCAUCGCGGCGCACAUGCAGGCGGCCGCGGCGUUCAACGAGGCCGCGGAGCGCGUCGCGGCGCACGAGCCGCGCUACCCGCACGGGUACAAGCCAGCACUUGACGACCCCGUGCUGAUUGGGGAGGCGCUCGAGGUGGCGGGCCACGCGCGCGCGGACAAGCCGGUCGACCCGGGGGACGCGCGCGCAGCUCAGGCCGCGGUCACGCGCGCGACGGGCGACCGCACGGGGGGCCCUCUGGGCGCCGAGGCGCAGCUGCUCGCGGCGCUAAACCUCCGGGACGAGCAGGUGCGCGAGCGGCGCGAGCGCGCGGCCGCGCAGGCGGCACACGAGAUGGAGCUGGGGCACGUGCCGCCCCAGCCCGCCCGGGAAACUCGACCGGGGUCGCCGCGCAAGGGAGCUGCGCGCGCGCCGGAGGCGCACACUCUGGGGCAGCUUCUGCAGGCGAGCGGAGCGCGGGUUUUGGCGGUCAUAUUCUUCCCGCUCGCGCAGCAUGCGUCCGAGGCGCUGUCUGCGGACAAGGUGGUGACGCGCGAGGACGCCCGCAAGGUGACUCGCGCCGAAGCGCGCGGCGACCCCGAGCACCAUAACGUGCGGAGGGGAGUCGCCGCGCAAAUGCAGGCGGCCGCGCGGCUGAACGAGCCGCAGUAG